AUGGAACAUAAUCUAACAAGUAGCCAGCGUGAUGUCUCAAGCAAAUCAGCUGGUUCUUGGAGGUUGAAGCAAAAGAAAGGAAACGCUGGCGCCACGCUUAAAAAUUACGGUUCCCCAAUUGGACAAGCUAUUGAGAGAGUAAAGCAAGUGGAUUUGGAUGGAGGAAGGGUACAAAUAACCAUUGACGGGUUCAAAGCAAUUGUCUUCGAAACAACAGUGGAAUCCCAUAGCAGCGAAGAGACAACUGUUAUUCUUCGGGACGAGCUCUUGCAUGGAUACUGCCGGGAAUGUCUGAGUCUAUGCCAUGAAUCCAGCAGAUGUCCUACAUUGUUACUGAAGAAGGAAAGAAGAGAUGAGACGCGUUAUUCAGUAGAGAAACCAGAUGGGGGAGAAAAGAGCUAUAAAGGAGCACUUCGGGGUUCGGGAGAGAGCAUGAAGGAUAUCACAGAUCAGGAAAAACCGAUAGGAGAAUCCUCCAAAGGGAAAGGCAAGAUAACGGAGACCCGAGAGGAGAAAAGAUCCUCUCGAUCAGGGGGGUUACAACAGAAGGCGAAUGGUGACAUAUUGAGGAGAUUUUCUCAACCAUUACAACCUAGAGAAGACAGGAAGCGGUUCGGUGGGACUUCCAGAAGCAUCCACCGAUCUACAGAAGACCAUAAUCCUGGGUUAAGUAUUAUCAAGGAUCAAACGGAGGAAGAAACAGAGAAUAAGCAUUGGGGAAGCGAUAAAGACAGUCCUCCUCAACAUUCUGCUAAGAAGGUUCGCAAGGGGUUAACGUUUGAGGAUAACACUAUGAGGAUGGAUAGUUUGGAUACCGGGAGUAAACAAGUUUCCAUGGAAGAAUCUGAGAAAGCAGUUAUCGCAGGAACAGAGGCAGGGAUUCAGGCCGAGGAGAGAGGAGGAGCAGAAGAUGAUCAGCUCGUCGACUUUGGCUCUGAGAGGAUGGUGAAGUUCAACCCACGGGGGAACCGCCCACUCAGAAAUGGACGUGAGGAUAAUCUCCCCAAUGAGAGGUUGAAGGCACCGAAUCUAACAAGUAGUCAGCGAAUAUUCUAG
Molecule: messenger RNA, 1056 nt
Organism: Thlaspi arvense
Lineage: Eukaryota; Viridiplantae; Streptophyta; Magnoliopsida; Brassicales; Brassicaceae
Source: the annotation of a GenBank genome assembly